AUGUAUCUGAUCGGCAGCGGGGUCGACACGGAGCUAACGGGGGUCCGAGAUUCAAUCCCCCAAUGCACCAUUUCCCCUUAUGCUAAAUUUGUCAAGAUCGACUGGUGGCGAAAGAUCGCAGAAGAAGCUGGGAUCACUCUUAACAUCCUUGAGGAUUAUACAAUAUCAGAACCAGUAAUACUACAAAGAGAUGCUUCCGGAAAUUGGGAGACGGGCGGCAGCUGUGAGAAAAGGUAUAUCGAUUGUCCGGAGUGUAAGGACUGCUCAGAAGGGAUUGUUAGACAUGCUGGCCGUUGUGGUUUCCUGUCUGAGGAGGAGGAAGGCAGGUUCGCUGUCUGUAUAGUCCCGGAACAUGCAAUGUUUAAAGCAACUUCAACUGGUGAGAGAUAUAUGGACGGAAGACAUAAGAAAAAGUUAAUUAUGAGGGCCAUUAAAUUGAUCAAAGUGCUCAGAUGUCAUGUGGCAGAUCAAGUGAGAGCCUUAUCCAACACUACUGGAUUGAAGAUGGAAGAGGUGAUUAUGACUAUGACGAGGAUGGGCGAGGUCAGGAGAGAGUUUGCAGCCGCUAAUCUAUGCUUCCUGCUAGAUAGUACCAUGAACGGGGCGCUCGUCCAAAAGUCUCCAGUCCCGGUUACUAUUUUGCAGGGUUCGACUUGGAGACACAGCGGCUCGACCGAGAACCCAGGGAUGAUCAGCGAAAUUACGGGAGUGGCACCUGUAGGCACGGUAACGGAUUACACCUUCCACGAACGCAGGACAGGGGAUCCAGUGCCUGAGGCCGACGGCGGGAGCGAUCUCAAAGCGGGCACAGACUCUAACGCCGUUUCUGGAGACUCAGUAACUGUACCAACACUUAACGGGGUCAAAUGGGCUGCAUGAACAGAAGCUGCGGGAUCUGUACGCGACACUUGAGAAGGCACGAACGGUAUACUACGUGCACCAAGUGGCGAUCGAUCAAAUAUAUAAUAGGGCAGCAGAGGACAAGGUGACAGGCAGGGACCUGGACUCUCUUAUUGACGAUUGAGAUUUAGGCGAUAUACGGGGGGUGUAAAAAAAAGGUGGAGGCAAAGCGAGGGAGCGUUGAGAUGGAAGCGGAAAGAUCGCUGCUCGAUGUAGAGUGGUCUGCGGCUUAGUGCAGUAGAGUUUCUCCGAGGCGAUCUGGGCGGCAUGAAACCACUAGGGAAAUUCAGUUUUAGAAUCGGAGUGUGCAUAGCACAUCAACGCAGCCAUGGCUGCGUUGAUGUGCUGUGCAGAUUUGUGAUUUGGUACAUGUUCUGGUGCUACUCCCAAGGGGUGGUGCCUUGGGAGCGAUCGUGCGUUUGAUACGACACAAAACGCCGUGUUGGCAUGCUUUAAUCGCAAAAAAGUACGAAUCAAUUUGCGAUUGGUGAUUUCCGGAGUCUUCACUGGAAGACUCUGGAAAUCACAAAUCGCAACAGAUGGUCUUUGAAGUUUUUAGGGUUGGCCACAGCCCAUGCCGUAAAAUGCGCGUAGUAGAUGGUGCGGCGCACAGAUACUUGUCGGA
Molecule: messenger RNA, 1525 nt
Organism: Chondrus crispus (carragheen)
Lineage: Eukaryota; Rhodophyta; Florideophyceae; Gigartinales; Gigartinaceae
Exons: 2
Coding region: 1-879 (292 amino acids)
Source: RefSeq, a predicted model, not a curated record